AAAACUUUGUGUAUUUUAUUUUAAAUUUCAAAGGUUACGUACAAAAUUAGAAUUUGUCCAAACUUGGUGUAUUUUUCCCUUUAAAAAAAUAUUGAUAGAUGAGCUAACAAAAAUGAUAAAAAAAAAAAAAAAUACACUUAUGAUGUCGUGUGCCAUAUCUAGAGAAAUGAAAAGUUGGAAGGAGACAAAUUUCAUUCUGACAUUGUUGAAGAGGUACGUGGUAGACUGGAAAAAUCGUGGCGUUACAGAAUCCACAAUUUCUAUUCAACUCAGCAUUUCUACUUCAUCCCCAAGCAAAAUCAUGACACGCUCAAAUCCAUACCUUAUAUAUGCAAACCCUAAUUCGUUCGAAUCUCACCAACAAUUUAUCUCUACAUCUCCAUCCAAUCACUCGAUUACCCUUUCAAUUCUCCAGAAACCUGUCCACAAUGGGGAUGAUAUUAGGCAAAAUCAGUGUCGAAACUCCGAAAUACGAGGUAAUCGCCGCCGCGGACGACUACGAAAUCCGAAAAUACCCGCCGUCGGUGGUGGCCGAGGUCACCUACGACCCCGCGCAGUUCAAUUCCGACAAGGACGGCGGCUUCACGAUCCUCGCCAACUACAUCGGCGCCCUCGGUAAUCCGCAGAACACCAAGCCAGAGAAGAUCGCGAUGACGGCGCCGGUGAUCACCAAAACUUCGUCGGAGAAGAUCGCGAUGACCGCGCCCGUAGUGACCAAGGGCGGAGGGGAGUUGGUGACUAUGGGGUUUAUACUGCCGUCGAAGUAUGUUAGGGCGGAGGAGGCGCCGCGGCCGGUGGAUGAGAGGGUGGUGAUAAGGGAGGAGGGGGAGAAGAAAUACGGAGUGGUGAAGUUCAGUGGCGUGGCGCGUGACGGAGUGGUGGCGGAGAAGGUGGAGGGGUUGAGGAACUGUUUGGAGAGGGAUGGGUAUAAAGUGGUUGGGGAUUUUGUGCUGGCGAGGUAUAACCCGCCGUGGACUCUGCCGCCGUGCCGGACUAAUGAGGUCAUGAUUCCGGUUGAGUGAUUUCUCAGCGUUUUGUUUUGGGCUUUUGUAUAAAUAAAUAAAUGUAUGUUUCCUGUAUAUCUGGUAAUAUUAUUAAUUAAUACUCCAUCCGUACACGAAAAA
Messenger RNA from Salvia miltiorrhiza (redroot sage), 1124 nucleotides. RefSeq lists its product as uncharacterized. Lineage: Eukaryota; Viridiplantae; Streptophyta; Magnoliopsida; Lamiales; Lamiaceae. Bases 330 to 1022 code for a protein of 230 amino acids. The record is from RefSeq and is a predicted model, not a curated record. The transcript has a single exon.